UGCAGGGAAGGUGGGGCAGGCGGGGGAGGGUCCGGAGCAGGCUUCCAGAAGAAGCCCCCCUGCCUUUCCUAUCAGGAAACACAUCCUGUUAGUGUCUGGCUGCUAUUUGUUGCAGUUGGCUACGCCCUCCAGCUCACCAAAAACAGCCUCAAAAACAACCAUUUCCUCUCUGCUGAGAGACGGGGAAAACGCAGGCGCGAGGCUCACACACUCACUCACACACCCGCGCUUCCCUGCAGCGGCCGCCAGCUUCCCGGGACGCUGUCCGUGCAGGGGCUCCGGCAGCAAGAGGCCCUGAACGCCAGCUCAGAGCCCCGCGCCGCUGCUUUGGAGAGGGAGGCCCCGGCCUCGCCAGCCGGUUUCUGUUCUGCCGAGGCCUUCGCCUCCCAGGAAGACGGCGCCCUCACACCCUGGAAUCUGGCUGGUGCCCCUGCUUCCUCCCCGGGAUGGGCAGCUCCGGCUUCGGCUCAGGCCUGGCCCUGCUCCAGGUGCAGGAAGCAGGGUAAGGAGGGCCGCGAGGCGGGCUCACCCGCACCUGCUGCCCGGGCCUUCCCGGCGCCUCCAAGCAUGAGCGCUGAUGUCCUCUAGCCGCCCCGGCAGCGCCUUGGUUCCCCGGUGCCCGCAGUGACCAGGCCUGGGACUUUCUCCACAAGGGGCCGGCACCAAAGCCUGCGAUGACCGUGCAGAAGGUGGUGGCCACGGCCGUGCUGGUGGCCCUCGUCUCUCUCGUCCUCAACAACGUGGCCGCCCUCACCCCUAACUGGGUGUACCAGACGCUGGAGGACGGGCGCAGGCGGAGCGUUGGGCUGUGGCGGUCCUGCUGGCUGCUGGACAGGGCCCGCGGUGGACCGAGCCCGGGGGCCAGGCCCGGGCCGGCGGACACGCGGGACUGUGAGGCCCUGGGCUGGGGCUCCGAGGCGGCCGGCUUCCAGGAGUCUCGAGGCACCGUCAAACUGCAGUUUGACAUGAUGCGAGCCUGCAACCUGGUGGCCACGGCAGCGCUCGCCGCAGGCCAGCUCACCUUCGUCCUGGGGCUGACAGGCCUGCCUCUGAUGUCACCAGAUUCCCAGUGCUGGGAGGAGGCCAUGGCCGCAGCGUUCCAGCUGGCAACAAUGAAGGAGCAGUUCCAACACGAGGCGGGAGAAACGGCAGGAAGCUGGCGUGAAUCACUCGGGGAUAAUGGGUCCCGGCCCUUGUCUCCCUGGAGAGAUGCAACUUCCAGAAUGCGGCUGACAGGCUGGAGGCGCUUGUGCUGGAAAGGGCCCUAUUCAUCCAGGGUGUGUGGCCCUGGGCCGGUCCCCUCCCUGCCGCCCCCGGGGCCCAGGCCCAGCAAAGAGACAGGCUUGGGGUCCGGAGAACAGAGCCGUGUUGCGGCUCCACCACGGACCAGCCACGUGGCCAGGGCGAACCGCACCUCAGGUCACGUGACUGCAAAACAGGGGCUCGCCCGCCGCGCCUGGUUGAUUUUGGGGGUUCAGGAGGCACCCGCAGCAGGGUCUUGGACCCCCGCCUCCUCCCUCCCAGAGCCGUGGAGAAAAACAGACACUCCAAGUGCCAGAUGUGUAAGAAAAUCACCCCCUGCCCUCAGGCCGUACAUCGACAGGCAGCCCUGACACCAGCCUCUCUCGGGGAGGGUCUGUAAUUCCGUCCCUUCGAGAAGGAAGUGGGAGAUUCUGAGAACGGGACUGGAAAAGAAAGCUGCGCUAAAAACACCUUUUUGUGGCCGUAAAGAAACGAGAGUACCGGGUCUUGAUUCUGAAAGUAACCCCUCCUGGCAGGAGGACCGACUCUGUCACUGAAGUUCUCAGCAAACGGCUUCGAGACACCUAUGUAGAACUAUCAGGAAAAACACCGUGGGUCUGGUGUCAAAACUGGCAUCUCACUUCCCGCAAACUCUUGUUUCCGACUGACACUGUUGUUUCCGAACAACCCUUCCUAAAAAGGGAGACAAAACUCCACGCGGGCGGGUGUGCAGCCGAGGUGGCCUCGUGGGCGGGGGGCUGGCCUGGCCCGGCGGGGGCCAGGGCCACGUGCUGCUCUCCCUCUGGAGAGGCUGGACCAGGCUCUGUCCAAAAGCAAGCAGUCAGGCAGAGGCGGACGGAAAAAGCCAGAAGCCCAAGGGGCACCUGCGGCGUUUCGGACAGUCCCUCUGCCUCCGCAGGCCCCCCAACCCCCAGUGUCCGACCGUCACCCCCCGCGGGCCUGCUGUGGCCUGGAGAGGAAAUGCACUUGGCCCUGUUUAGACUCGUUUCAUUGACAAACAGUACAGAAUGCAGCUCUGUGCCUUUCUUCUAUCACACUGCUAAUUUUAGAGUGAGGUUUUUUCCUGUGCUCUGGUCUGUUUUAAACAGUCAGGGAGAGACUGAAGGGCGCCAGGAUAUCCUGUCCCAGGAGGGGAAAUGCCUGCUAGUACCUGUUAUGCGAGGGAACCUUGAGUCCCCAGCACCGGGCCAGAGGGUGGGCGCGGGCGGGGGGAGAAGGUGCUCCCUGAACAGGCAGGCGCCGGAUCCCAGGGCCGGGAAGGCUGGGGCCAGCGGGGCGGGAGGGGAGCGGAGGUGGGUGGCUUGCUCAGGCAGCUCUCAGCCCCUUCUGGGCACUAGUCUGCCAAGCUUGCACGAGGCCUGCCUGGGUCUGUGGAAGGGCGGCCCCCUGCUGCUCAGGGCUGCGGUGCCAAAGGACCCUGCCCCAGACAUCAGAGAGGACCCCGCACUGACAUUGGGGGGACCCCACCCCACACUGACAUCGGGGGUCCCCAUCCUGCACUGACACCGGGGGGACCCCAUCCCGCACUGACACCGGGGGAGCCCAGGGAUGGCCGUUCUGGCAGAUGAGCAUCACAUGUUUCACCCAGUUACUCUACCAAGCUCAGUCCACCACAUGCAAAAGUUUCCAAUUUUUAUGUAGAAUUUAAGGUAAUUUUAAUUUACCUUAAAUUUGAAAAAAUACCUUCCAGUCCCUCUGCGCCCUCACCGCCAAGAGAGUUCCCUGGGAGCGUGUCAUGCUGCUGCGAGUGCUGCCGCCGCCGGCAGCCCCAGCCCGCCCCUUCUUGGACACGAGCCCCCACGCCCUGCAGCCGGUUUCAGGAGUGGUGUUUGCGGGGACCUGGAGGGGCCCCACGUCUGCCGCUCUGUCUCCCCUUCUGGACAUUCCAAGAUUUUUUUCCUUGUUCUGCGCCGCCGAGAAGGUUGU
This is a messenger RNA of Sus scrofa (pig), 3189 nucleotides long. It is a transcript of the gene TMEM204, whose product is annotated as transmembrane protein 204. Gene Ontology annotation, biological process: lymph vessel development; smooth muscle cell differentiation; regulation of vascular endothelial growth factor receptor signaling pathway. Gene Ontology annotation, cellular component: plasma membrane. NCBI's taxonomy places the organism in Eukaryota, Metazoa, Chordata, Mammalia, Artiodactyla, Suidae. The record is from RefSeq and is a predicted model, not a curated record.